Hibiscus syriacus is the source of this 378-nucleotide messenger RNA. RefSeq lists its product as uncharacterized. The transcript has a single exon. The record is from RefSeq and is a predicted model, not a curated record. Lineage: Eukaryota; Viridiplantae; Streptophyta; Magnoliopsida; Malvales; Malvaceae. Bases 1 to 378 code for a protein of 125 amino acids.
AUGGGUUGGUUGUUCAAGGAAAGUGGGCGUGGUGGAAAACAAGGAUGGACACAGCAAACAAUAUCCUCCGUUUUAGCACCUCCUUUACCUCUCCUCUCCAUAUUCGGCAUCAUAUGUCUGCUUCUCUUGCUUUCUUCUGACAUCAACUUCAAGAAAGAGGUACACUACACGGUGCUUAACUUGAAGCUGUUCCUCUUGUUCCUCCCCGUCAUCUUGAUAUUCGCUGCUCAGUUUGCGAGGAAGUGUGAAAGGUUCGUGAUUCCUUACGCCAGGACCAAGAGGGAAUUACGUAGAGAUUUGCCUUGGGGCAUGGUGGUGCUGUUGGUCAUGGUCUCUUACCAGUCCUACUUUCAUUCCAUGUGGUCUUCCAAUAUUUGA